This is a messenger RNA of Fimicolochytrium jonesii, 13413 nucleotides long. RefSeq lists its product as uncharacterized. Gene Ontology annotation, molecular function: catalytic activity; phosphopantetheine binding. Gene Ontology annotation, cellular component: cytoplasm. Gene Ontology annotation, biological process: amino acid activation for nonribosomal peptide biosynthetic process; secondary metabolite biosynthetic process. NCBI's taxonomy places the organism in Eukaryota, Fungi, Chytridiomycota, Chytridiomycetes, Spizellomycetales, Powellomycetaceae. The coding region runs from base 420 to 12923 and encodes 4167 amino acids. The transcript is spliced from 11 exons. The record is from RefSeq and is a predicted model, not a curated record.
UUUCGUAGAGGUACCGCGAUCACUCGAGGCUCCGUGGAAGCUCCUGCAGCUUGUCUGGACGUCAGAACAAUGCGCAGCUUCUUUCAGCGAAGUAGCCAUCGACUCUGAGGAUGCGCUUGAUAUCAUUACCCAAGAACUCCAAGAGAGUUUGACGCUGACUCUGGACAAUUUGCACAUUCCGCCGGUCCAUAUGAGGCACGUUCGGGUCACUUCCAACGGCGCAUCUUGGCUCCUGUUGAAAAUUCAUCACGCCGUUUACGAUGGGUGGAGUGUACCGUUGCUCUUACGCGAGCUGAAAGGUUUGUCGUACCACUGUUCAUCUGUUCAGGACCGUUCAACUGAUCUUCGACAUAGAGCACAUCGAUGGCACCUUUCAGAUUUUACCUAGCCCGUCGUUUCGGGAAUACGUCGAGCAUACUAUGCGUGACCAUCAUAUGCACAAAGAGAAAGCAUCGCAGUUUUGGCGCUCCUAUCUGCAAGAAUUGCCAAUCUUGCAAGAAUUCCCCUGUCUUGUGAGCGGAGUCGGCGAGCAUCCGACCGUCACGGUAGCGAUGACAUCCCGAACUACGUCCGUGAAGAGUUCCACAGUCGAGAGGUUCUGCCACACAACAAGCAUCACCCAACAAACCGUGUUCUUCGCGAUAUGGGCAAAGCUCUUGAGCCUUUAUAAAGGGCAAUUAGACGUUACCUUCGGAACCACUCUCGCGGGACGAGCAUCUAACUUGGACAACAUCGAGAACCUCCUUGGGCCUUGCGUUCAGAUGGCCGUCAUCAGGGCCGACGCUUCUGCCGAUGAUCAAACGCUCCUGCGGACUAUACAACGAGCGUCCGCGGACGUCCUGGAGAACAGCUUCAUCUCUCUUGGCGAAAUCGGGAGGUCGCUUGAACGCAGGGAGGAUACGAAGAAGCUUUUUGAUACCUUUUGUGUGUUGCAAAAAUACGAAGAACACGUCGAUGCCGGUUGUGAACGGUUCGAAGUUGCGGAGACGAAGGACUUCGUUGCGCACAAAGUCACGAUCGAGAUCGAAACUAAAGAUGGUUUCGUUGCUUUGCGGUGUCGCUACAACACCGGCGUGCUCCGGCCUGCCCAUGCCGCAAGUCUGCUCGAGGAGUACGAAGACUUGUUGAUGAAACUGAUCAAUGGUCAGCAACAUACGCCUGCGCCGACCACUCUUUCGACCUUCCCUGCCCAAUGUGUCGUGCUGCCUCUGGAUGACGCGACAACUCUCCCCCUUCCACUUGGGUGCGCUGGGGAGCUGUGCGUGAAGACCAGCUUAGUUGGAGACAAUAUCUCCGAUGCACUUUUCCGUACCGGAAACGUGGUGCGAAUGCUUCCAGAUGGAGAGCUGCUGCAUCUGGGUGUCCGCAACAGGGAUCCUAGCGUAUCGGAAUCACCGUUUGCCAGUAAACCCAGCGGUCCAGCGAUCGAGCAGAGCGUUGAAUCGGAGCUGAUGUCACUGCUGGCGGAAUUCUCGCGUGUGUCGAUUGCCGACAUCAGCAGGUCAACCUCUAUCUUUCAACUGGGAUUUGAUUCGUUGCUUGCAGUGCAGUUUUCAGCCAGGCUCAAGAAGGAGAUGGGGAUUCAGUUAAGCAUGUCUGAUAUAUUGGCUUGCGGUUCUGUGGAGAAAAUGUCAGAACGUCUGAUGAAGCGCGUGGAUGCGAGCGUCCCCAUCACCCUAGGAUGCGAUCUCAUCCUCACUUUCGACCGAACCUACCGAAAGGCAAUCUUAGACCAUCUCGGAGUACCUUCGGCCUCCGUAUCGAUGAUAUAUCCGUGCACGCCGAUGCAGGAAACCAUGUUGGCAGCGACUGCUAGGGGAGAACAAACCUACUUGAAUCACUGGUUUUUCAAGAUCGAUCCAAUUGUCGACGUGGAGAGAUUGCAUAAGGCUUGGAAGGAAGUCGUGACUGCUACUGACGCUCUGCGAACAAGCUUUGUUCAACUUGGCGAGAUCUUGGACGGCGAAGUCACCGAUCAUUCCGUUGCUCAAGUCGUUUGGAGCGAGCCUGAGUUUAGAUGGGAGAGUCUGUCCCUGACCGGAAAGCUUGACGCUGUGUCCAUGGCAGCGGACGCCAAAGCGGAACUGAACUCGUCAGUCCCGCCAUUGUACUUCAAGCACAUCACCUCGGAAGUCGGACAAUACCUCAUGGUCACCAUACACCACGCUCUGUACGAUGCUCGCUCGUGGCAGCUGAUCGUGACCCAUGUGCAGCGGUCGAUCGCGGGAAAUGACUUGCCUAUCUAUAAGCAGUUUUCGUGGGCUGUGCCCAAGAUCCUGCAGAGAAGCGCGCAAAAUGAAGAAGCAUCUCGAGUGUUCUGGGAACGCCUUUUCGACGGGUUCGAACCAACCACGUUCCCUGAUCUGUCAGGAACUUCUGUAAAAUCUCCGGGCCGACAUGCGGUGAUACGUGAACUCACCGCGAGUGAUUCGGCGCAUAUAAUACAAAAGUGUCGCGAUAUCGGGAUCACGCUUCCUGUCCUUGGAAUGGCCGCCUGGGGUCUCUUAUUGCAAGCAUACACGGGACAAUCCGAAGUUGCUUUUGGCGUCGUGCUGUCGGGGCGGUCCGAUGGCUUGGAUACAUGCACGGGCCCAUGCAUCAACACAUUGCCGUUCAGGAUGGGCAAGGGAGCUUCUGGGACGAGCAAUGAGGUCUUCCUGCAAUCCUUGUUGCAGGCCUACACGAACCUUCUAGAACAUCAGUUCACGCCCUUACCCAAGGUCAAUACGUUGGCCAGCGCCUCACGACCUUUGUGUGACACGCUGUUCGUAUUCGACAAAGUUGAACCAACAAAGGAAGAUGACGUGAUCCGAGUCGAGACGGUUGUCGCACCAACAGAGGCCUCUAUUGCUGUAGAAUUUCUUUGUGGCAAGGAUGGUCUCUCUAUCGAGAUUGAUUACGGGACAGCUCUAUGCUCCGAAUCGCAAGCCGUCAUACUGGCUGGCCAAUUUGAGGAAACACUUUUGAACCUGGUCAAGCCGAAUGCGUUGACGAAUGAAUGGCAUAUGUCAUCACCUUUACUUUCCAUUGCUCGUCGAACGCAAACUUCCACCGUAUCUUUGCUUGAAGAGCGAUUGAUGCAUGAUUACGUUUCUGAACACGCGGAGCAUCGACCAACUGCAAUUGCGCUCGAGUUCGCUGCACAACUGAUUGAAGGAAACCACUUCAACGAGAAAAUUUCGUACGCAGACCUCAACAACCGGGCCAAUCAGAUAGCACAUCUGAUUCGCAGCAAAGGACUUGAGCUAGAGGAUCGAAUUGUUGUUUGUUUGCCGCGUUCGCCCCUCUUCUAUGCGACCAUGCUGGGUGUUCUCAAGGUUGGCGGCGUUUAUGUUCCGAUUGACCCAGAUAUGCCCUCGGAGAGGAAAGCAUAUAUCGCUCGGGACACCGAAGCUCCACUGAUUCUGACCACUCUCGACCUGAGUGGCCAAUUUGAUCAGAUCACCGACGCUCAAAUUAUAGCACUGGACACUCCCUUGGUAACAGCGGCACUGAAGUCCUUGCCAGGCUCGAAUGUCGGCUUACAGGAACUCCGGUCAUCUCACCUCGCUUAUUGUGCGUACACUUCGGGCACAACGGGGAAGCCAUCGGGGGUUCUAGUUACCCACAGCAACGUCUUUCAUGCUCUCACGGCUUUCCGGGAAAAGAUUACCUCUCUGACACCCACGUCACGUUUCAUGCAACUGGCGUCCGUUACCUUCGAUGUCUCAAUCUUUGAAACCUUCCUACCUUGGAGUGUCGGAGCCACCGUCGUAACCGCGCCAAGGGAAGCCAUUCUUGCGGAUGUCACUCAAGCAAUCUGCAUUCUGCGAGUGACCCACGCCGAUCUCACUUCGACGGUGGCAUCGUACGUGAAAAGCAAGGACGUGCCUCAAUUGCAAACCCUGGUGACGGGCGGUGAGAAGCUUUCUCCCGAGGUCCUGGCGGAUUGGGGCCCGACUGGGAAGCUCGCAAACGCAUAUGGUCCAACAGAAACCACUAUCGGCGUUUCCAUGUUGUUUCCGGUCACGACUUCAAGUAAACCAAUCAAUAUCGGACCCCCUCUCCCCGGCGUGGAUGUUUUCGUUUUGUCGAUAAACGAGAAUCCUACCCUCGUGCCCCGAGGCGGUAUAGGUGAACUCUGCAUCGGCGGUCCAUUUGUUACACGCGGCUAUCUGAACAAGGAAUUGCAGACGGCCGACAAAUAUAUCUCAUGGUUGAAUCCUGUUGAGAGGAGCGGAAAGGCGGAAAGGCUAUACCGCACGGGCGACCUCGCACGCCUCUUACCCGACGACUCCCUCGAGUAUUUGGGUCGCACAGAUCAGCAAGUCAAAAUCAAUGGACAACGAGUAGAACUCGCCGAGAUUGACGCGGUCAUUUUGCAAGCGCAUUUCGAUCUGUCUGCCUCAUGCAGCAUUCUUUUCGAUGAUAAAAUCCGUAAUUUGAAAGAGUUGGUGACAUUUAUAGUUAGCGGCAAUACCGACAACGGCGAGACGGUUGCCUUACCCCUAUCGGAGAAGUUUCAAACGCUUUCUACUGACCUUCGCAUAUUCGUUCGACAAAGACUUCCCGCUUAUAUGGUUCCGAGACGCUUCAUUUUCGUGAACAAGCUUCCUGUAACGAGCAAUGGCAAGCUCGAUGUGAAGCUUCUUGAAAACUUUUGCGGAUCUAAGCAGCAUCGGGAGAUCGGCAUUGACCGGCAAAUGUCUAGCUUGGAGAAGAAAAUUGCGGCCAUCGUCGCAGCCGUCAUGAAAAUCGAACCGAAAACGAUUACGGCGUCCACAACAUUACUGGAAGUCGGAAUCGAUAGCUUGAAAGCCAUGCUCGUCUCCUCGCGUCUCCGCCGCGACGGAAUUGAGCUUUCAGUAUCCGUCCUCCUCCAAGAUUUGAGCAUUGCUGAUCUGGCAAUCUUUCAUGAAGAAUCGGAGGCCAAGUUCGAGCUGGCCGGCCUUAUAUCCGUUGGCAAGGCAAAGCUUGCCGCAUACCAAGACCGACAUUAUCUUGCAGUGGCGAAAUCAGUCAACGAUCCAGCCGAUAUAGGGGAGUUGCUACCUUUGCUUCCGAUGCAAGCAGCUCUGAUUGCCCAGACUUCUCAGAGCGACGCCGCGGUAUAUCUGAACCACUUUGUUUUCGAGCUCCCGCCUGACACAGAUUUUGGCGCCUUAAGAGCCGCCUGGGUCGAGGCAGGCUAUCGCACUCCAAUUCUCCGAACCGGCUUCGUGAACGAUUCUGCCGUUGUGUAUAAAACUACACAUUUCGACUUCUGCUCGGUGGAAGAGCUGCACCCUGACGUAUCGUUGGGCGAAGCGAUCCAACAUUGGAAGGCCGAAUUAAGGGACUGCCUCAAGGGCGGUGUUCCUCCCAUCAAAGUGGCGCUGAUAAAGGAGAGCAACGUCUCGAAAAUGAUCUUAGUCAUUCAUCACGCAUUGUAUGACGGUUGGAGCCUAAGGUUCCUGUUGGCUGACGUCCAGCGACUAUGCCGCCGCGAGAGCAUACGACAGAGACCACCGUUUGCGAAAUUCUGUGAAUUCUUCUGCGGCAUAGACCUCAGUUCCGCUCUCGCGUAUUGGACGGCAGAGCUCCAAGAUAUUUCGCCUGCGUUCUUCCCAUCGAUCGGCGGGAAAAGGCUGGUCGGACCGGAUCAUGGAACCCAGCGCCGUUCACUACUACCCGUCUGGAUGUUGAAUGACUUUUGCAAGAGACAUAGAGUCACGCCCGCCGCUCUCGGGCAGUUGGUCUGGGGAAAGCUGCUCGGGUAUUACACUCGUAGUCACGAUGUGGUGUUCGGAAAUGUGGUUUCGGGCCGCAACAUCCCCCUUGAUGGGAUAGAAGACGUGAUCGGGCCGACUUUCAAUACCAUUCCUUGCCGUGUGCGACUUCCCUUCGGCCAGAGCAACAAUACCGUAAUGCAACAGCUGCAAAAGAACAACGCUAUGGCCACUCCUCAUCAGUUUUGUCCCAUUAGAGACAUUCAGAAGGCGCUGGCUGGCCAAACUGACGGAAUGGCUUUAUUUAACACCCUCUUUGUGUUCCAGAACGGGCAGACGGAAAAGUUGGCUGCCGAGGAUCACCUUUGGGACGAGAUCCAGUCUCUUGCGGCCAUGGACUACUCAGUUUCCAUAGAGAUGGAGAUCGACGGAGAUAGCCUAUGCCUGCGAGUAGGAGCCCGUGGAGAUUCAAUGGAAGAAGGCUACGCGGACACGCUUUUACAGCAAUUGGACGCUAUUUUACUGGACGUUGUCCGUGCUCCUCAAGCUGAUGUGCAGAAAUGCCACUUUCCCCCUGAGCUGCUGUCCCUUGCGAAUAGUCCCCCGACCGUCUACCCUACGACAGACUUGCUUCAUUCUCAAUUCGAAUCGUACGCCGCGUAUACGCCAAACGUCGCUGCCGUGGAGUGGGUUCUCCGCGAGAAUGGAGCUGAAACCGUGAAUCUCAGCUUCGGGGACAUGAACCGCGAAGCUAACCGAGUAGCGCACGCCUUGUUGGGAAUGGGAGCUACACGGAGAGUCAUACCGGUUUUAAUGGAUAAAUCCUUGCGAAUGUAUUCCACGGUUCUCGGGAUAUUGAAGGCCGGCGGGGCUUUCACUCCAAUUGAUCCGACCCUCCCGCAAGCGAUUCGGAUGCAUAUGUUGCAAGAUUCCGAUGGUCCGAUUGUGUGCACCAACGCGAAAUACUUGGAAGAGCUAGAUUCGAUUUCCGGAGUUGCUCUCAACAUGGACGAUACGAAGAUCUUCGAUGGUUUUCCGGACACAAACCCUUCAGGGGUGCCGGUGACCAGCUCUGAUCGGGCCUAUGUCUUGUACACUUCCGGUACUACAAGCUUGCCAAAAGGCGUUCAAAUCCAGCACGCUAGUGUCGUUCAAAGCAUCCGGUCUUUCUGCGAGUGUAUUCCAUUUCCUGAGAACUCUCGGAACCUUCAACUCGCCGGUGUAUCGUUUGACGUGGCGUGGUGUGAGUUGUUUUGUGCGUGGUUCAGAGGAUUCACGCUCGUUUCCGGUCCCAAGGACGUGCUUCUACGGAACCUUCCUGGAACCGCGUCGGCUCUUCGGAUUACGCACUUGUCGAUGACCCCCUCCAUCGCAAGCAUGUUCAAGCGCGAAUGGUUCCCUACCCUCCGCGUCCUGAUACUGGGAGGAGAGAUGCUGACUCAGGCAGUACUUGACGAGUGGGCUGGCCGCGAUGAUGUCCUGCUUUUCAAUGCAUACGGGCCUAGUGAGAGUACCAUCGGGUGCGUAAUGCACACGCGUGUUCAGAAAUCCACCAAGCCCAGCAACAUCGGUUUUCCACUACCGACAUGCUCCAUUUUCGUUGUGGAUGAGCAGUUACGAUUCGUGCCGAAGGGUGUUGUGGGCGAGUUGGUGGUUGGCGGUCCACAAGUUGGGAAAGGUUAUGCGAAUCGACCUGAGCUUACGGCAGAAAAGUUCAUCACGCUCAGGCUCCCACAGGGCGACCGGGUUAGGGCGUACUUAACUGGGGAUCUUGGACGGUUGCUUCCCGAUGGUUGCAUUGAGUUUUUGGGACGCGCCGACGAGCAAAUAAAGCUGAACGGAAUUCGUAUCGAGCUGGCGGGAAUCAACACGGUUUUGCUGGCCGCCCAUCCGGCUAUCUGCGACGUCGUCACUAUUGCCACGCGGCGCCAAGAACACAACAAGGAUCAAAUUGUUAGCUUUGUCACUUUGGACGAAUCUUCUCACCAAGCUUCGAGUGCACUGGUACCUUUAGCGUCAUCAGCUCCUGCAGUACAUCAAGCGAUGACAGCUGCGUCUCUAGGACUACCUCAUUACAUGAUUCCGAGUCACGUCUUCCACAUCGCGUCACUUCCAACCACUCCUAACCAUAAAGUGGACAAACGGGAGCUCAUCAGGCUUUACCAAUCGGUGGAUCUAGACUCUGGAGACACGGUGGAGGAAGCGGGGGAAUGGACCCCGUUGGAGAAGUCGAUACAUCAAUUGGUUGCGUCAGUGGCGAAAAUUGCCCCCGAUACGUUGGGCAAAUCGACAUCCUUCUUCCGCGUGGGAAUCGACUCACUUACCGCAAUACAAAUCGCAUCCAAAGCUUUGGAGAAUGGAUGGGAUAUUCCGGUUUCGGAGAUAAUGCGCCAUCCGUCUGUGGAUCGCAUCGCCAGACUUAUCGAGAACCAACAAAUUGGCGAAGACAUUAGCGAGAACAAAAGUGAGGCCUUCAACGUUCGCGCGCGGGAGUUGGCGGAGAAGGUUAAAUCUAUGGAGGUGACACCGCGGGCGGGCAUUCCGAAAGUUUACCCAUGCACUCCUCUGCAGGAGGGCAUGCUUUUGGAAACAUUGAAAAGCAGCGGGCGGUACAUCAAUCACAUGAUCUUGCGUAUAGAGAGUUGGAUUGACAUGGAGCGAUUCAAACACGCAUGGUCGAUGGUUAUUGCCAAGAACGACAUCCUUCGCACAAGCUUUUCCCAGACCGAUUCCUUCGUGGCUUUUGCUCAAGUUGUUCAUGAUCGAUUCGAUUGCAAAUGGACACAUAUCGAAGUGGCCGCCAAUGAAGAACUGGAUACGGCCAUCCGGGUGCAGAUGGAACGCGUUACUGAGAAACAUAAGAAGCUCGUCGGGAUUCCAAUCGCCUUCGCAUUGGUCGAGAGUCCAGAAGAACGGCGAGUUGUGGUCUCCAUGCAUCACGCACUUUACGAUGGAUUCAGCUUGCCUCUGAUCUUCCGAGACGUUAUCGAUGCUUAUGAAGGUCGUGAUCCUGCUAUCCGUCCCCAAUUCGAGCACCUGGUGCGAUACAUCGAUGGACUUGAUGGACAGAUCAGUGAAAAAUACUGGAAUCUCGCCCUACAGGACUGCCUACCUUCAAUUUUUCCUGAAGAUCUGUCCGGAGAGUUUGUUACUCGGCGGGAGAAGGUGGAACAAACCAUCGAAUGCAGCAUAAGCAGGCAGGAAGUAGACGAUGUGUGCCAGCAACUAGGUGUAGCUUUCCAAGCAGUUGCACAAGCCGCUUGGGGGAAGAUCCUCCGUGCAUACAUCGGAAAUGACGACGUGGUGUUCGGACACGUCGUCUCCGGCAGAACAGUUCCCAUGAAGAAUGCGACAAACAUCAUCGGCCCGUUUCUGAACACCAUUCCCUGUCGCGUGACCUUUGACAGCAGUCAGACCAAUGGAGAUGUGGUUCGCCGGGUGCACGCGAAUAAUAUCGCCGUUUUGCCUCAUCAACACACACCGCUCCGUUCGAUUCAAAAGUGGAUUGAGAAUCGAGCGGCCGGAGGGAGACAGCUUUUUGAUACAUUGUUCGUGUUUCAAAAACAUCAAGGUGGGCACUCUGAGGGAAGCGGAUGGGAAUUGAUGGACGGCGGGAAGGCGGAUGUGGAGUACGCUUUGAGCCUGGAAGUAGAGCAGCAGCAGGAUGUGUACAGCUUUUACGCAGCCUGCCCGGCCUCUAUCAUGUCGAGUGACCCUCUGCGCAUUUUACUUCAACAACUCGAUGAAGCUAUCGUCUAUAUUUUGCGCCAUCCCGACUCGCCAUGCACUCUGCUUACACAAGUCUUCAACGAGAAGCUGCUCUCCGUUCACAAUGCUGGGAUAGGAGUUUCCGAGUACCCCGGACUUGAGUACAUGCAUAGGGGUGUGGAGUUCUUUGCCCGCGAGACGCCUGAUCACCCCGCUCUAGAGUUUGCGACCUUCGGGGACGUCAUUAUCAACGAACGCCUGUCUUAUGCUGAGCUAAACAGCCACGCAAACUGGGUCGCAUACAGCCUCAUUCGCUCCGGGGUCGCGCCAGGGUCGUUGGUGCCAAUAUGCGUUGAAAAAUCUGUGUGGAUGUACGUUGCCGUUCUCGGUGUUCUGAAAGCAUCCUGCAGCUUUGUAAGCCUGGACCCCGACGCGCCGGUUGAUCGGAAAAAGUUCAUCAUCAAUGAUGUUGAGGCUUCACACGUUGUGGUUUCGCGUGCACAGGCACAGCUAUGGGCAUCGGAGUGUGCGGUGAAGGUCUUGGUGGUCGAUGCGAGCUCGCUGUCCCGGUUGACCCAAUCGACAUCAAAUCCCGACGUGCGAAUCCCAGUUUCGCAGUCUGCCUACAUGAUCUACACUUCCGGGACUUCGGGCACCCCAAAGGGGGUUGAGAUAUCUCACGAAAAUGUUGCUCACGCCUUGGGCAGCUUCCGAGAGCUUCUUCCAGUAUCACGUGAAACGCGAUUCCUGCAAUUUGCGACGAUUGCAUUCGAUGUUUUUGUCUUCGAAUGUUUCUUGUCGUGGAGCGCCGGCGCCACUGUUGUGACAAGUUCGAAGGAAUGUCUGCUAGCGGACCUUCCAGGCGCCAUUCGGAGGCUACGCGCAACGGCCGCGGAUUUGACUCCAACCGUGGCUGCGAUGAUUAGUAGGAAGGAUGUUCCUUCUCUAUCGCUGCUCGUGUGCGGGGGGGAGGCUUUGACGCAGCAUGUCCUGGACGAGUUUAGCGGACAAGAUGGAUUGAUGCUCGUCAACGCUUACGGGCCCACGGAGCUGACCAUUGGAUGCACAUUACUCCGGCCAGUAACGAAGAGCAUUAGGCCAAACAACAUCGGUCAACUGUUCCCGACAUGUUCUGGAUAUGUCCUAUCUGAAGAUGGCGCCAUAGCCGUGCGAGGGGGCAUUGGAGAACUGUGCGUUGGUGGACCGCAAGUUGCACCGAAUGGAUACCACAAUCGGCCUGAACUGACCGAGGAAAGGUUUACCUUGGCACCGAUCACGAAAGAGGGGAUCUACAAGACCGGAGAUUACGUGAAAAUGCUGCACGACGGUUCUAUCCUUUUCUUGGGGAGGCGGGAUGAUCAGCACAAGCUCAACGGCAUUCGUGUUGAGCUGGGGGAGGUUACCGCUUGGGCAAAGAAGUCGCACGAUGCAAUACAAGACGGAAUCACGCUUUUACUUCGCCAUCCUCGACAGAUGCGUGAUCAGAUUGUUUUCUUCGCCGCCUGCGAUGUCGGAAAGAUUGGGGAUGCUGCCGACGCUGACCUAUUGAUAAGGUCUGAUUCGGCAAUCGUGAAGACAAUCGUGAAAGACAUUCUGCGGACGGCGAGGGAAAAAUUACCUGCGUAUUUAGUGCCUUCAACUGUUUUGCUCUUGAAGCGCGUUCCACGAGGCCGAACAGAGAAGGCUGACACGAAAGAACUCUCUCGACUGUACUGCUCUCUCGAUUUGGCAGACAUCGCUGUGAAUUCAGACGGAAGCACGGUAGACGGAGACGACGUCUGGACACCCACGGAACGGAUCAUCCAGGACGCGAUCAUAUCUUUGACAAACUUGAACGCCGACGAAGUUUUCAGGACCGUAACCAUAUUCUCGAUGGGUUUGGACUCUAUCGCAGCGAUUAUGCUUUCCUGUAAAUUGAAGGAAGCAAAUCUGGAUCUCACUGUGGCCGAUAUACUGCAGAAUCCGACCAUCGAACUGAUGGCGAUCAUUCAAGGCAAGAAGCAGGAAACCAAGAGUGGAAGUCUUGCGCGGAGAUCGUGGCGAGAUUCCUCAGUUGCACGGUCCUUGAACGAUCCGAGCAUCAGGAAUCAGGUGGCGGAACUGCUGUCUAUUGCCCCAAAAGACAUUGCGGAAGUGCUGCCAGCUACUCCCGGCCAAAUCUUUGUGAUGUCGGCUUGGCUGUCAUCUUCAAAGCGGUCCUAUGUGGCUUGCUUCCCGUUUAUCAUCUUGAACAAGAAGGAGGAGCCCACCCGGUUUUGCCCUGAUCGCUUUCAGCGCGCUUGGAGAGCCUUGACCUUCCGUCAUUCAAUCCUGCGGACUACGUUCGUAUCCUGUCCCAGCGAUCGAGGGUUUAGCGCGGAUUUCCCUCUUUUGCAAGUCAUCCUGGACAAGACGCUACCAGCUGCGUGGAGGAAUGACAAACUCGCCGAAGUCUCCCUAAGUGCCGAAUCGGUGGCCACCCUGUUGGAAGUCGAGACGCGUCAACCUUUAGAUCUCACGUCCCCUCCCGUGGUCGGCCGGCUUGUGGAGUAUGAAAACGGCGGUUGUUUCUUCUUGACGAUGCAUCACGCUCUGUAUGAUGCUUGGUCGUUGCGCGUCCUCAGAGAGGAGUUAGCAGCUCUUUAUCAUACGAUCGACUCGAGCGCACCUACCCCUGAGCUGAACAAUGCCUCCUUGGACUUCGUUCAUUACUGCGCAGAGCAACUGUUCUCAGGUGUGACGGAGCUGGAUACGAGGGGGGUCAGUCACGAGGAGUUCUGGCGAGAAUCUUUGAAAGGUUCGCAAACAACGAUAUUCCCGAGAUCGAAUCCGAUGUUGCCAGCAGAAAGCACAGACGGUGUCAGACGGACCGCCAUCCUCAUCGAGAACGCCGUAAAGAACGCCUCGAUGUGCGAAGAUGCCUGUCGCAAGCUUGGCAUAUCGCUGCACUCCGUUUUCCUAGCGGCGUGGGCCAAAACCUCUUUCCGCGCAACCAAUACGGCCAAUCCCAUCUUUGGGAUUUUCAACUCGGGCCGAUCGGCUCCUAUCCCCGGCAUCCAGCACUUCGCAGACCCCACGUUCAACGUGGUUCCCGUAGCGCCAAAGGCAUGCGACACAACCAGGCUGAUUGACCUCGCGAAGCAAAUGCAUCAAGAUCUGAACGCCAUGACGCCACAUAUCCAACUGCCGUUGCAUAAGAUCCAGGAGUGGGCUGGUUAUGGAAGGGAACGGUUGUUCAAUACCAACGUGAACUUCUUGAAGCUUCCCAGGAGGAGUGAGAACACCGCGGAAGCUUUGUUUGAGCCGGUUGAGGCGAAACCCACGUCAAAUCUGCAGAGAACCAUGCCAAUCUACUCUUCUUGCCUCGACGACCUUCCCACAGCAUCUUUGGUCAAGAUUGACGUAGAUGUGGAGAUCGUUGUUCGGGGUGAUGGGACUAUUGCUGUUGGCGUAUUCGCCGAUUCGAGCUACUUGACGGAGGAGGAUGGGAAUCGCGUUAUCCGAGAACUUUGCGAGAUGGUGGAGUAUGGCUUAUUGGCCGCUCAGUAGCACAGUCCUAGAGACUUCAGACACUUAGAACAAUAGGCGUAGGACAAAAGACUCUACUAAUUUAUUGAAUCCUUUCUACAAUAUGUGCAUGGUGGGGGACAGAAUAUAAAUCAAAAAUGCGAAUGAGCUCAUUUUAUGUGGAUGCUGUAUUGAACCUUCCGGAGGGACAGUGCUCAAGCCUCAGAUUCCAGGAAGAAGUAGUUGCCGGCCAGCUGUGAGGAUUCGAAAGAGAGUCAGCUACGAUUUCAACAUCAUCUGCGCGAUCGUUGUACAUGAAAUCAAACUGACCUUCUGCUCCUUGUCUUUCACGGAUUCGGCCUUGUUGAUACGCGGCCGGAAAUUUGUGGGAUCUCUUCGGAAAGUGAUUUGUAGCUCCUUCAAGAACUUGUUCAUUCCCGUCAAUAGAGACUCGGGCCUGUUCGUGAGAGAUCAAUGGUCAGCACCAGAUUAUAGAUCUAUGGCCGAAACUUCCGAGAGACUCACUUGUUAG